This is a messenger RNA of Capsaspora owczarzaki ATCC 30864, 1423 nucleotides long. RefSeq lists its product as hypothetical. The record is from RefSeq and is a predicted model, not a curated record. The coding region runs from base 29 to 1423 and encodes 464 amino acids. Lineage: Eukaryota; Filasterea; Ministeriida; Capsasporidae. Gene Ontology annotation, biological process: peptidyl-lysine trimethylation; actin modification; peptidyl-lysine monomethylation. Gene Ontology annotation, molecular function: transcription coactivator activity; histone H3K36 methyltransferase activity; protein binding. The transcript has 2 exons.
CUGUUCUUUGUUCGUUUCUUAGAAGGCAAUGUCAGCCCAGCCAAACGCAGCCGCCUUGGUCGCCGUCGAUGAGACUGCCGCGUCCAGCAGCAAGUCGACGAGCAAGAGCAAGAGCAAGAACAAGAGCAAGAGUGACAAGGCUGCCAAUGCAGAGCAGCUGCAGCAGUACGACCAGGAGCAGCGCCGUCUGCGAUCCCUCCUCGCGUGGUGCGAAGCGAGCUCGGAGCGCCACUUUGCGCAACCGAAUGGCGUCGUCCCAAAUCUGUGGGAAGAGUACCGCGAACUCUUGGGCAAGGUGCAGGAGCUGCGCAAGGCCGAGACCGAGCAGUACGGCGAAACACUGGCGCAAGCGUGGAACACUUGGGGCCGCGGAUCCACUGGUCCAGACACGCUGCCGUCGCGAUUCGCAGCGUUCGAGCGAUGGUUUGUGCAAGAGACGGUUGCUCAUGGUGGCGGCAGUGCGCAGCUGGCGGCCGACGGCAAGCAUUUGGACGCGAUCGAGUUUGUGUUUGCCAACGCCGAGCAAGGCAACGGUGUGAUUGCGCGUCGCGACAUCCCGGCGGGACAGACCUUCAUCAACGUGCCCGAGGCGCUCAUGAUGACCGCCGAGAAGGCGCGAAAGAGCGAGACCUUCCAGCUCAUUACGUCGGGUGCACUCGACUCGACCGAGUUGUCGCCAGCGAUGGCCAAGCUCGACAACUUUCUGCUGCGCAUGUUCCUCAUUGUGGAGCGCCGGCGUGGCGGCAACUCGUACUGGUCUCCAUACAUUGACCUGCUCCCUCAGCGAUUCCGCCUGCCACUGUACUUUACCGAGGCGGAACUCGAGCUGCUCAAGCCCUCUCCUGCGUUGCAAGAAGCCUUUGUACAGCUGCGCAACGUUGUCCGGCAGUAUGCAGCGUGGAAGCAGUACUUGAUGAUGCUUGAACUGGCGCGAGCUGCCGAGCUGCCCUCGGGUUCGGGAGACGCGCACCAGAAAAUCCUGGACCAACGGCGGCGCGCUCAAGCCAUGCCUGUGCGCUACAACGAGCUCACGUAUGACUUGUUCUGCUGGGCCUCGAGUGCAGUGGCCACUCGCCAAAACCAAAUCGUUGUUGGCGAAGUUCGCGCAAACCAGGCACCCGAGCUGUCGCUGGCGCUGAUUCCCGGCUGGGACAUGUGCAACCACGCGUUCGGAGGCGCUUCGAGCUUUUACGACACCCAGACUCGCUCGCUCGAGUGCGUCGCCGUGGCGCCCAUUGCAAAGGGCGAGCCCGUUCUUUUGCACUACGGCGAUCGAUCGUCCAUGGCCUACUUUGGCAACUCUGAGUUUGUCCCUGCCGACCACCCCACCGACCAGUAUCUCAUUCUUCUUGCCGUCGGCAAGCAGGACCCUUUGUUCAAGUCCAAGUCCACGAUUCUGCAAGCGUUGGGCGUGAAAGAGUGA